CAAUACCGCAUUUUUGAACAAAGAAGAUACUGUAUUGAUCAAAUACAAUUAGAAUGGUACAAAAGGGCAUCCAGAAUGAAGUCUGGAGCAUGAGUAAACCAUUCAGAUUGAACAUCUAAAUCAAUACUAUGGCUAGCCAAUCUAUGAGCUACUCUAUUGGAAGUUCUAGGUGCAUGCGACAAAUAGAUCUGAGGAGAGUGACUUAGUAAUAGCUUGAUAUCUUCAACAAUACUACCCAAAGAAGAACAAUCUUCCUCUGCUGAGUUAAUGUAGCUACCAGACAAUCACUAUGGAUUACUGCCCUCGUUACAUCCAAAGCUUGGAGAAAUUCCAAUCCAGAUUUUAAUGCCAACAGCUCAAUAUGUAAAGCAGAGGUGAUGAACUGCUUUCGGAGAGAGAAGCCUGCAAUAAAGUCUCCCUUAUGGUUACGGACCACUCCUCCUACACCACCAUAAUUAGCUGAGCUGAUGAAUGAACCAUCCACAUUUGAAGUGAAAACCUUUCAAUAAAUGUGUACUGAUUCCUGCCCACAUUUUUCACAGUGGGUUAAUUCCAACGUGUUCUUUCUUACUAUGCAUUUUGUCUAACUUCAAUUUUUUUGGACAAUAUUAAUCAGGGGCUUCUUGAACCAACCCCACUAGAAGAAAUUAUGACAUUGGCUCUCCUUAUGUGCAGGCCUCCACUCUAAAUCCGCCCUAUAUACAAUUGCUACGAACAAACAAACACUAUAUGAAAUUUUUGAAUAUAUGCAGAAGUGGCAUUCACACACUGCAUGUGAGUGCAAGAGAGUUGUAUUGGUUCCCAUUAAAUAUUGCCACAAGAUUCAAAACUCAUUGUGUGACUCAUUACAAUUUCAAACCAUGCUGUCUGGUAGGGAAGAAAAUACUGACGUUGACUUGAAACCUCGAUACUUUUGAUACAAUUGAAAACUCCAAUGACUAAUCAAAUUCAAACUUUGCUGUCAAGUUGAAAAUUUCAAUUCAAAAGCCAUAUGGCAUAUCAAUCCCACGCUCACGUUGGUUCCAUCAAUCACUCAAGAUUUCACUUUGAAACCUUCUCCUUUGUAACACUCCCUUUUAUGUUAAACAAAUGAAGUUUGUGUCUCAAUCUGAUUACAUAUGCAGCUCUCACUUUGAAACACUCCCCUUGACAAAUGAAUCUUUUCCUUUGUAACACUCCCUUUUAUAUUAAACAAAUGAAGUUUGUGUCUCAAUCUUCAAUCUGAUUACAUAUGCAGCUCUCACUUUGAUAGGUGGAUUUUAGGUGUUGUGCUUGUUAUGAAGUUUGUGUCUCAAUCUUCAAUCUAAUUACAUAUGCAGCUCUCACUUUGUUUGAUAGGUGGAUUUUAGGUGUUGUGCUUGUUUUAUAGUUGUGCCAAACUCGGAUCUACAAACCUUGGUCUGUUUCCUCUCAUUUUUCUCAUCUCAAACAUGUCUGUCUUGAGCAACCAUAGUGGUACGACUACACCAUUGUUUAAUGAAUUGAAGAAGCAAGCUUCCUUCUUUUUCAAGGAGAAGAUCAAGAACGCAAGGUUGGUCCUCACAGAUGUAACGCCAGCUCAAUUAUUGACUGAGGAAGCUACAAAUGGAAAUCCAUGGGCACCAGACACAAGGACUUUGGCUUCAAUUUCAAGGGCUGCUUUUGAACUCGACGACUUUACAAGAAUUGUGGAGAUUUUGCACAAAAGAUUCCUCAAGUUUGAGAGAAAGGACUGGAGGGUAUCAUACAAUUCUCUGAUUGUGCUAGAAAACUUGUUGACUCAUGGACCAGAGAGUGUUGCAGCUGAGUUUGAGGUUGACAAAGGUGUUAUUGAACAGAUGGGAGGCUUUCAGCACAUUGAUGAGAAAGGAUUCAAUUGGGGUCUUGCAGUUAGAAAAAAGUCUCUGAGAAUAUUGAAGCUGCUACACCCAGGAAACUUUCUCAAAGAAGAGAGAGACCGAGCUCGAAAACUAACAAGAGGCAUUCAAGGAUUUGGAAGCUUUUGCCAGAGAACAUCUUCGGCACAAGGCAUUUUAAGAGAAUCAUCGUAUGAAACAUAUGGAAGGUCUAAUUCUGACUUCGUCAACCAUGAAGAUCAAGAAAAUCAGCUACCAUCCCCCGGUAUUGAAGAUUUACCAAAGAAAUUAGGAGAAUCGAAGCAGAAUAAUGAAAGCGUAAGCACCGACUCUAGCAAGGAAGCAGGGAAUUCAAGCUCUAGGGAUGGUCUGAUGGCUAAGAAACCUGAAACUCGAACAAGUUUUAAAGAAAACAAGGUUCCAAACAAGGAGGUAUUAGAUAAAUGGAACUGCGAGGAGGAGUUUAACCCACUUCUUUUGGGUGAUAACAAAGAUGAGUCCAGAAUUGAACUUUCUACUGAAGAUGAUCACCCUUUCAGUGACACUAACAAUCAAAGUGCAUCUUUGUUGCUUGUAUAAGAAGAAAAGAAAGAUCAGGAGUCAAGAAAGUUUCUUCCACUGCAUGUGGAAUGAGACUGAGUUGAGAGGUUAUUGUUUCUGUUUUAAUUUGGGUAGAUAAUAGAUUCUACUACAGAAGACCAGGCUCUAUCCUCGUUCUCCAGGUUAAAGCAAGGACAACUAUUGAAUUAGUUAUUUUACAAUCCUUAGAAGACACAUGGUCUAAAUCAGAAAAUCAGAAAUUAAUCAUUGCUGCUUAUUGUAUGAUUGAUUAAUUACUGCA
This is a messenger RNA of Rosa chinensis, 2676 nucleotides long. RefSeq lists its product as uncharacterized. Bases 1431 to 2414 code for a protein of 327 amino acids. The record is from RefSeq and is a predicted model, not a curated record. The transcript is spliced from 4 exons. Gene Ontology annotation, cellular component: clathrin vesicle coat; plasma membrane; endosome. NCBI's taxonomy places the organism in Eukaryota, Viridiplantae, Streptophyta, Magnoliopsida, Rosales, Rosaceae. Gene Ontology annotation, molecular function: clathrin binding; phospholipid binding. Gene Ontology annotation, biological process: endocytosis.